CCCCCCCCCCCCCAUCAACCAUCUCUUUCACCACAACUCCAACACUCCAUCGCCCGUCAUGUCGUUCCAUCCUUCCGACUCGACCACUCCUAACGUCCUCUACUCCCGUUCCCUCCUAGCCUUCCGAAGCUGCGUACAAUGCUCCUCCUCAGCGCCCGCUUGCCCGACCUGCGAUGAUGGCUACACCUGUACGAUGGUCAGUCAAUCUUGCACUCAGUGCGCGACCACCAAAUGUGUCAAAUCUCCAACCAGCGGAGAUUCGGGGUCCUCCAAUAAUUCCGGUGGCGGCGGGACAGACGCCGGUGCUAUCGCAGGGGGUGUGGUCGGUGGUAUCGCCUUCAUCGCGAUAGUGACCUUCUUGGUAUGGUGGUUCUUCAUCAGGAAGAAGCGCAAGGAACAACAAGAGGCAUCCGAAGCCGAAAAGUCCAGCGUGGCUGCCGACACGAGACAGUCCAGGAAGUCCACGAAUUCGAUCGCCUCUACCGUUCUUACUCGCGCCUCGAACGUGAUCCAAAUCGCUUACAUCCCUGGUGUCACCAAUCGCUCGCCCCCAGAGACUCCUGGGAGUCUGGUGCCCCCGGUUCCACCGCUCCCUGGUGCCCACCCCGACCAACAUUUCUUCAUGCCUGGCGACCUUCGUGAUUCGGCCUGGUCGGAAAUGUCCAACGAGCGUCGCAGCAUCGCCCCUAGUCUACGCAGCAGCGUGGCCACCACCAUCUACCGCAACAACGCCAUCGUCAGUCCGAUGCCGGCGCAACAAGUGAUGCGCACGCGUGCCGCCGUGGUCAACAUCAAUGGAGCCAACAGCGAUGCUCCUGCAGUGCCGGCCAUUACCCAAGCCCAGCUGGCCAAGGCCGGCCUUUCAGCGGCCACCACCAACAGCUCGAUCGUGGCGCGGACGGUGACCGCCAAACCAGUCAUGGUUCGAGGCGCAUCGAAAAAGAAGAAGGAAACCACCAAUGGUCCCACCGGCGUGCAGACCAUCGAGGAGCAGUCCGAAACCACCAGUUCCAACGUGUCUCGAUCCACCAGCACCAAGCAAUCAGACCCAGUCCCGACGUCCGGAUUCGACGCCAGUUCAUCCGAUGAGGAAGAGACUCCCAAGCGUUCUAGCCAGGCCCGCAGCGACCACGCUCCUGAGGCCGCUAAGACCGAUGCGCAGUCGCGUCCCGCCACCGUGAUUGAAGAUUCGCCCGCCGUCAGCCAGAGCCCAUUCCAGGAUCAUGCCCGGGCCGAACCCAGCGCCCGGGCAUCCUCACUCCUCGAGACCCCGGAAGGGACCCGCUCGAACCGAAGCAGCCGACACAUUCCACCGCGCGUGGAAAGCCCUUUCUCGGAUGCGAAUGAGGUGAAAUGAACGGCAUGACUCUGCCUUUCGAUGAACGUUUUUAUGGGACCCCAGACCAUCUAUCCUUUUGAUUUUCUACUUAGCUGGCGACAUUGGCGCAAUGGAUACCACAUACACAUCAUCCUGUGGCGCAGAGCCGCGGGAGUUUACUUUCUCUGUAUCUAUGAUUAUACAUUUAUGUUUCGGCGAUCUUGCUGCUAUUGGGCGAGAUUGCAGGAACGGUUGAUAUUUUAAGGUGUGGCUAUCAGACUGAAUCAACUAAAAAUAGUACGCACUGGAAGCUGUACCGAGAAACCAGCCAGACCAAAGGAGUCUUU
This is a messenger RNA of Aspergillus aculeatinus CBS 121060, 1665 nucleotides long. RefSeq lists its product as uncharacterized. NCBI's taxonomy places the organism in Eukaryota, Fungi, Ascomycota, Eurotiomycetes, Eurotiales, Aspergillaceae. The transcript has 2 exons. The record is from RefSeq and is a predicted model, not a curated record. Bases 59 to 1357 code for a protein of 432 amino acids.